This is a messenger RNA of Pieris macdunnoughi, 1842 nucleotides long. The record is from the annotation of a GenBank genome assembly. Lineage: Eukaryota; Metazoa; Arthropoda; Insecta; Lepidoptera; Pieridae.
AUGAAUGAAAAUUAUAUAAGAGCUUCUUUAAAACCAUACACAAUAAACUUCGCUCAUUCCGACGGCAGUUUUACAAUAAAAACUGAAGGAUGCACAAUACCUGAACUGCAGCCAUUUGAUAAAAGUGUUAAAAAGUUCAUAGAGAGACCAAAGCAUAUAAAGCAAUGUGAAAACUUCAACACGUCGUUCUUAGAAAACAAUAGAACGCAUAUUUGGAUUAAUCGUAAAAACUUACGCUACUUCAACUUGAGUGAUAGUACUAAUAUUACUUGUUGCUAUAAAUCUUUCUAUCGGCCUCUUGCGAUAGACGAUAUUUCCUCCGCCGAUAAUGAUGACAGAGUCAAAUACAAUGACUGCAUCGACUUUUCAAGCUUUAUCGAAGUCACCAAUGAAUUCGUCAAAGUGUCUUGUGUCUACGAGUUCACUACGAUUUAUGAACAAUUUUUUGCUUUCACGCCAAAGAAACCGCUACUUAAUGUAAGGGAAGAUAUAAAUGAAGAACAGGAAUUUUACAAUGUAAUCGUGAUGGGUAUUGAUGCUAUUUCUAGACUUAAUUUUCAUAGAACUAUGCCCAGGACGUUAGCAUUUCUGAAAAAAAGAGGAGCGAUUGAGUUGCUAGGAUACAAUAAAGUAGGUGAUAAUACCUUUCCAAAUCUAGUUCCAAUGCUUCUAGGCAUUAGAGAACAAGAUUUAAAAAACACAUGUUGGCCUAAUUCUAAAUCAACGUUUGAUUACUGCCCAUUUAUAUGGAACGCUUUCAAAGAUGCCGGAUACUAUACAGCGUUCGGUGAAGAUAGUGCAAGCUUGGGGACAUUUAAUUUUGAAAAAUUUGGAUUCAUCCAAAGUCCUGUAGAUUAUUAUCUACAUACAUUUAUGCACGAAGCGGAGAAAUAUUCAGGUAAUAAUAGAGAUUUUAACUCUUAUAUUUGUAUGGGAAACGUAUUCUUUUAUAAUGUUCUCCUUGACUAUAUUGAGAACUUAACGAAUGCUUUGAAGUCAAUGAAGUUUUUUGGAUUUUUUUGGGAAGUCACAAUGAGUCAUGAUUAUUUAAAUUAUCCAAUGUUAAUGGAUGAUAGCUAUGAAGAAUUUCUAAUUUCACUUGAUGAUUCCGGUACUUUGGAAAAUACCGUUCUAAUUCUGUUGAGUGAUCACGGUAUACGAUGGGGCGACAUUCGGUUUACUAAGCAGGGAAGGUUAGAGGAGCGUUUACCAUUUAUUCAUAUUUUAUUACCGCCCUCAUUUAGUCAAAACUACCGAGAAGCAUACAAGAACAUGUAUUUAAAUAGCCACCGUCUAACAACUCCCUUUGACAUACACGCGACUCUCAUAGAUUUAGUCAACUUAGAAUCAAUAAAUGAUAACAAUAUCCUGUUAAGAAGUUUAACUCAAUAUAGUAAAGAUAAAAGUAUAAGUCUUUUCUUAUCUAUACCCGAUAAUCGCACAUGCAAAGCAGCAGGAAUUGAGGACCACUGGUGCACUUGUAAUAAAGGAAUUAAGCUUUCGACACAUAGUGCUGAAGGUCGCCAGACUGCCGAUUAUUUGAUCACAUACCUGAAUAGUUUAGUAAGCAAAAAUUCAAAGUGUGCAAAGCUCUUUCUUAAGGAGAUAAUGGAAGUUACAGAAAUGAUAGUUGGCACCCCUAAUGAAAUAGAGGUAGGUUGGCGGGAAUUUCUCAUAGUUGUGCGUGUGUCUCCUAGUGACGCUGUGUUUGAAGCCACUCUCCGACAGAACAACAACAAUUGGUCACUUACUGGUACAGUCAGUCGACUCAACUUAUAUGGGGAGCAGAGCAAUUGUGAACAUAAUUAUCAAUUAAAACUGUAUUGUUAUUGUCAGCUAUAA